Monascus purpureus is the source of this 981-nucleotide messenger RNA. The record is from the annotation of a GenBank genome assembly. Lineage: Eukaryota; Fungi; Ascomycota; Eurotiomycetes; Eurotiales; Aspergillaceae.
AUGCCUCCUCCUCCUCCCCCUCCUCCUCCGCCUCCCCCAGGUGGGUUGGGAGGCCCUCCUCCUCCCCCUCCGCCCCCAGGCAAUUUUCCCGCAAGACCUUCAAAUGCGGCAGUGAAAGACCGAAGCGCACUACUAUCUGAUAUCACGAAGGGGACCCGUUUGAAAAAGGCAGUGACCAACGAUAGAUCCGCACCAAUAAUUUCUAAAGAGGGCAGCAAGACAUCCGGUCCUCCAAUCGCUGGUGCCCCCCCUGUUCCUGGCAUUCCUAAGCCGCCGUCUGGUCUUGCGCCUCCAGUUCCCUCUGCAAACAGACUACGAAGCAAUAGUGAGGGACGUUCCGGGCCCGAUAAUACAUCCAGCCUCCCAGCAGCACCACAACUGGGUGGGCUUUUCGCAGGUGGGAUGCCCAAGUUGCGCAGCCGUGGGGGUGUUGAUACUGGGGCCAGUCGGGAUUCUCCAUAUCUUUCGGAUUCUGAGAGUACAAGGCCGAAGCCCCCUGUUGCAUCUGCUCCCAGACCACCGGCAGCUCCAAAACCACCUGUGGCGCGCCCUCCUCCACAGCCGCCGUCUACGGAGUCUCCUCCCAUUAACCCGUUGGUCGCGAACCUCAGAAAAACACCUCUGAGACCAGUCUCGAGGCCCUCCUCAACUACAACUUCCACAAAAACAUUCCCAGAUGCGGCACCUCCGCGUCAGCCGCCUCCAUUGCCUGGGGCUAAACCUACAGUAUCUUCUAGGAAACCGUCAGCUCCAUUUCAACCACCUCCACCUCCCCCUCCUUCUACUAGCCCAGCUGCACCCCCUCCUCCUCCUCCACCACCCCCGUCAUCUGCUCCCCCGACCGCCACCUCCAAUGCGGUCGACCCCUCCUCCGCCUCCACCUCCGCCUCCUGCUCCGGCGACAGCUACAUCGCAUGCAAAUGGAGUUGCAGCUGCUUCAAUAGCUGUCCAGGCUGCCAGGAAUGCUUUUGGAAACAGUAA